Molecule: messenger RNA, 860 nt
Organism: Hibiscus syriacus
Lineage: Eukaryota; Viridiplantae; Streptophyta; Magnoliopsida; Malvales; Malvaceae
Exons: 3
Coding region: 208-678 (156 amino acids)
Biological process (GO): cytokinin biosynthetic process
Source: RefSeq, a predicted model, not a curated record
UGUUCACUAAUCGCUCUCUCUCACUCAGAGCCAACUGGCAAACUUGAUUGAUUCACAGCCAUAGGUGGAAGAAAGGACAAAAGUAGUCUAGGAUUUGAGUCUGAUUCUUUUGGUCUUAUCCCACCAUAUAGUCCCGCCUUUCUCUUCUGUCUAUAUACAUAUCAGCUUCUUUCAUUUCCCCAUUGAAGGAAAAAAAUAGUGUUUACAAUGAAUUUAUCACCUUCUCGAUGUGGGAGUGGUUGUGAAUCUGGUUGGACUUUCUACUUAGACCGAUCAUCUUGUUCUCGAUCUUGGAGUACAUUCGAGGUUGAAUAUGAAGAGGAAGGCUUAUCCAUGGUGUCCGAUGCAUCUUCUGGUCCAAGGCAUUAUUACUGCCAAGAUUAUGCAGAAUGUGUCGAUGAAAACGGGAAAAACAGCAGAAACAAAAGGAAGAUCAAAGAGAAUUGUGGUAAUGAACAACACUCUUGUCUUGAUGACACUGCAAGCUCUCCUGUAAUAGGCUUUUCCGAGAAGAAUUUCAAGAAAGAAGGCUCGGUAGAGUUGUCGGGCUUUUCACAAGGCUUUUCGGGUACACAUUUUAAGGGUAAAUCAGCAUUCCAGAAAAAACUUGGUUUCCUGAAAUCUGGAAAAACAAGUUCAAAACAUGCAGAUGGUUUCCAGGAAAGGAGCAGGGAGUGACAAAAGGGUAAACUGUAACAGCUUUGUCUCAAAUACAACAGCUGUUCUGGAAAGUGAAAUAGGAGGAAUGUUGUAAAAAAUCAACAACAAAAUGGCCUUGGAUCUCAAGGGAUUUUUUUAAUUGUUUUAUUUUUAAUUUGAUCCUGUCAAUGCAGUGGGAAACAACAACCUGGGAACAUCAA